Leucoraja erinaceus (little skate) is the source of this 1974-nucleotide messenger RNA. Its product is annotated as atlastin-3-like. Gene Ontology annotation, molecular function: GTPase activity; GTP binding. The coding region runs from base 280 to 1974 and encodes 564 amino acids. Gene Ontology annotation, biological process: endoplasmic reticulum organization; protein homooligomerization. NCBI's taxonomy places the organism in Eukaryota, Metazoa, Chordata, Chondrichthyes, Rajiformes, Rajidae. The transcript is spliced from 14 exons. The record is from RefSeq and is a predicted model, not a curated record.
GCAGCUCCCGGCGGGCGCCGCGGCCGCUUGUGUCGCCAUGGCGACGGGUUGGGGAGGCAACGCGCUGGGGCCGGCACCGAGCAGCGGCGGAGAUGGUGGAGGGGGAGGUGGAGGAGGCCCAGUGGAGGAAUUCCCGACAACAGAUUAUUUUUUACUGUGAGCUAAGUCGAGCGCGUGAGGUGAAACAGCCGAACUGGAUUUGCAGAGGAGUCGUGCACGUUCUCCUGGGAGUUCCCCGAAUCCCGUCAACUGUGUGUCUUGGACGUUGGACAGGAGGUGAUGUCUGCCUGCCCGCUGGCAAAGUCCCUGCAGAUCAUCCACGUGAGCAAGGAUGAUCACACCUUCUCGCUGAACGUCAAGGCGCUCGAGAGCAUCCUGCUGAGCCCGUCCAUCCGCGACCUCAACGUGAUGGUGCUGUCCGUGGCCGGGGCCUUUCGCAAAGGCAAAUCCUUCCUCCUGGACUUCCUCCUGCGUUACCUGUACAAGCAGAAAAUGGGCAACACAACAAACUGGCUGGGCCGGGAUGACAAGCCUCUGACCGGAUUCUCCUGGAGGGGGGGCUCGGACCCCGACACCAACGGGAUACAGAUAUGGACCGAGGUCUUCGUCAUCAAGAAGCCCAGCGGAAACCGGGUUGCUGUGCUGCUGUUGGACACACAGGGUGCCUUUGACAGCCAAUCGACAGUGAAGGACUGCGCCACCAUAUUUGCCCUCAGUACCAUGACCAGCUCAGUCCAGGUCUACAAUAUAACCAACAACAUACAGGAAGAUGACUUGCAGCAUCUACAGCUCUUCACUGAGUACGGGCGGCUAGCUAUGGAUGAAACCUCGAUCAAACCCUUCCAGACACUGCUGUUCCUGGUGAGAGACUGGAGCUUCCCCUAUGAGUUUCCUUACGGAUUGGAAGGAGGAAGUAACUUCCUGGAGAGGAGACUGCAGGUCAAGGCCCACCAACAUGAAGAGCUGCAGUUGGUACGGAAGCACAUCCACUCCUGCUUCAGGAAGAUCCAAUGCUUCGUUAUGCCUCACCCAGGCCUCAAGGUGGCCACCAACCCCACCUUCGACGGCAAGCUGAAAGAUAUCGAAGAUGAUUUCAAGAUUCACCUCCAGGAGUUGGUGGGGCUGCUGCUCAAACCAGAAAACCUGGUGGAGAAAGAAAUCGGUGGCUCGAAGGUCAGUUGCAAGAACCUGCUGGAGUAUUUUAAGGCAUACGUGAAGAUUUUCCAGGGGGAAGACUUGCCUCAUCCCAGGUCCAUACUGGAGGCCACGGCAGAAGCCAAUAACCGCGCGGCGAUGUCAGCGGCAAAGGAUUAUUACCAACAGGUCAUGGAGGGGGGGCUAUGCGGUGGGGACAAGGCGUACCUGAACCCCAACAAGCUGCGUGAGCGACACAUGGUUUACCGGGAGACUGCGCUGGAGAAGUUCCGCACCACCAAGAAGAUGGGCGGCGCGCUGCUGGCCCAGCGCUACGAGGUGCAGCUGCAGGCGGAGAUCGACGAGAUGCUGGAGAGCUACGUCAAGUUUAACCGCAGCAAGAACUUCUUCAGCCUGAUCCGCACCCCAGCCGCCAUGUUGCUGGUCAUCAUCGUCAUGCACAUGGUCUCAGGCUUUGUCGGCCUGCUGGGCCUCUCGUUCCUCACCUCCAUCUUCAACUUUGUCACCGGCAUCGCCAUGCUAAUUCUCAUGACCUGGUCCUACAUCAAGUACAGCGGGCAGGCAUCCAUGCUGGGCGAGGUCAUCGAUUCCGUCAGCGAAGCUCUCCUCGGAGGGGUUUCCAACGCUAUCAUCAACCGCUACUUCAGCACGCCGCCCGCGGCCCUGCUCACCGGAUUGGCAACGGCCGCCGGGAACGCUCGCGAGCUUACGCCUACUCACACUCUCUCACACUCCCGCUCACUGAGCGUUCCGAUCCAGACUCGCCCAACUGCCACAAGCCAGACGUGGAACCAAGACUACCCCCCCUCCCCGGGCUAG